Messenger RNA from Mesorhabditis belari, 1320 nucleotides. Lineage: Eukaryota; Metazoa; Nematoda; Chromadorea; Rhabditida; Rhabditidae. The record is from the annotation of a GenBank genome assembly.
AUGCGGUGGUUGUUUGGUUUGUUGCUCAUCACACCGCUCAUUGUCGCUCCUCCACCACGAAGAGAUGCCGCGCAAGCACAACAAGCUCAGGAAACCCAUCAGCAACCUCAACAAGGGCAAAAUGGCCAACAAGAAGAAAUCCAAAAGCCGGUAGGUGAACAAGAACCCGAGAAACAGAGAUACAUGUUCACGUAUAACAAAUAUCUCGAAGAAGUGGUGAAGAUCUUGGAAAGUGAUCCGAAAUUCAACGAGAAAAUCAAGAAUAUGAAGGAAGAGGAUAUUAAGGCUGGAGCCAUUGCUGAUCACAUUGAUGAUUUGGAUGAGGGUGUCUUCAAUCAGCUGACUCUUGUGAAAGCUCAAGAAAUUGAACGAUUGAGAAAUCAAAUCGAAGAGCAAAUCAAAGCCGACGGCCACGCAAACAAUAUCAAGCUGCCCGAUCACUUGGACGUGCAAAAUUGGGAGAAAUUCGGGAAAGAGGAUUUGAGGAAAUUGAUUCAAAAGACUGUUGCUGAUAUGAAUGCCGAAGAUGAGCGCCGACGAGAUGAGUUUAAGGAGUAUGAGAUGAAGAAAAAGGCAGAAGAAGACCACAAAUUGGCGCAAAUGAGCGAGGACGAGAGAAAACGGGCGGUGGCCGAGGACGAGGCGAGAGAUGCACGACACAAUGAUCACGAGAAGCUGAAACACCCGGGAAGUCGAGAUCAACUUGAAGAAGUUUGGGAGGAUGGAGAUCAUAUGGACAAAGAUUCGUUUGACCCGAAAACAUUUUUCCGACUUCAUGACAUCAAUGGAGAUGGAUAUUGGAACACAGAAGAGUUGGAAGCGCUUUUCCAGAUUGAACUCGAUAAAAUGUACAAUGAAACGAAUCCCGAUGAUGACCCAAGAGAAAAAUUCGAGGAGAUGAAUCGUAUGCGUGAACAUGUGAUGACACAAAUGGACAAGAAUCAAGACCGAUUGGUUAGCAUGGACGAGUUCAUGCAGGACAAUGAGGCUCAAACGCCCGAAAAAGACCCUGGAUGGGAUGAUUUGGGCAAAAAUCACGUCUACACUGAUGAAGAGCUGAAGAAAUUCGAGGAUGAGUACGCUCAGCAACAAGGUUGGGGCGAGGGCGCCUACAAAACAUCGACCGCACCGGUUACAGCAAAUAUGCAUCAACAGCAACAGCAACAGCAGCAACAACAGCAACAAGAUCAUCAACAACCCGUUCAAGCUGAAGUUCACUACAAUCAAGGACAGGCACCGGCUCAACCCGUCCAGCAACAACCGCAAGCACCCGGACAACAGCAAAUUCACGAGCUCCCGAAGGAUCCAUCAUAUGGAAUC